AAAUUAAUGAAAAAUGGCGUCAGCUGCAAGGAUUGUUGGAAUCUUUGUUUUGUUUUUUAUUACCUUCCUCAUCGGUCUCAUACCGUUUGCAUUAUUAAGAUUGUUUGAGAAGAAACUAUCGAAGGAAAAAGUGAAAAGGUGGAUUGGAAUUUUAAACUGUUUUACAGGGGGAAUAUUUUUUGGGACAGCCAUUUUGCAUUUGCUGCCAGAGGCUAGAACACUUAUAAAGGAGGUCAUCUCUUAUGAUUAUCCGGUCACAGAGGCUAUAACCGGAGGUGGAUUCUUAAUUACGCUAACUCUGGAACAUCUCAUCAGUUACCAUGGUUUAUCCCAUGUCGGCCAUUUACACGACAAUGGACAUGAGAACAAAAUAGACCUAAACGAAGACGCUGCGACGAAGAGGGAAAAUGAAAUCAACGGAAAGUCCCUCGACAAAUCAAAAGAAGCAGCAGAGUCUGUCAAGGUGGAAGUCGAACAACCUAACUUUAAAUUUCUAGCUUUUCGGUCAUUUCUUCUAUUGUUAGCUCUGUCAUUUCACAUGAUAUUUGAGGGUUUGGCCGUCGGACUCCAGACCGAGGAGGAGGAUGCCUGGAUUUUACUGGGGGUUCUCUCCCUCCACAAAGUCGCUGUCGCAUUCAGUGUCGGAUUUCAGCUGGAAGAAAAUUUGAAAAAGUUUAAGUUUGUGCUGUUGUCAUUGUUUCUUCUAUCCAUUGUUGCGCCAAUCGGGGUCGUUAUUGGCUACAUCGUGACGGAAGUGGGAGAAGAUGCGCAUGGGCAGGACAUUGCUUCGGGAGUUUUGCAGAGCAUCUCUGUCGGUUGUUUUCUUUACGUAACUUUCUUUGAAAUCCUUAGUAAUGAAAUACACAUCACCAAGGAAAGGAGUCAUUUAAAAGUCUUGUUUACUGUCAUUGGAUAUUUAGUUGUCAUUGGUAUCCAGUUCGUCAAGCAUGACCAUGAAGGUCAUGACGACCAUUAGACAAGGGUUAGGUCGUCCGACAAGAGACGUUACAAUCAAACAAUGAUUGGACUAUAUUGUUUUGACGUGAUUUGUAAAGAUUACUACAAUUGAUUCACCUGUAUAUUUAUAAUUGUAUAUCAUUUACAAAUGUAUCUCACAUCAUUA
Molecule: messenger RNA, 1123 nt
Organism: Saccostrea cuccullata (small rock oyster)
Lineage: Eukaryota; Metazoa; Mollusca; Bivalvia; Ostreida; Ostreidae
Product: zinc transporter ZIP1-like
Exons: 1
Coding region: 14-976 (320 amino acids)
Biological process (GO): zinc ion transmembrane transport
Cellular component (GO): plasma membrane
Molecular function (GO): zinc ion transmembrane transporter activity
Source: RefSeq, a predicted model, not a curated record